Thamnophis sirtalis is the source of this 876-nucleotide messenger RNA. Lineage: Eukaryota; Metazoa; Chordata; Lepidosauria; Squamata; Natricidae. The record is from RefSeq and is a predicted model, not a curated record.
AUGGCGGCGGCGGGAGCGGCGUGCUCGUCGGCCUCCGCCUCUUCGUCGGGCCUGGCCGGCGGGAGAGCACCGCGUCGGACGGCGGGGAACCGGCUCUCGGGGUUGCUGGAGGCCGAGGAGGACGAGUUCUACCAGACCACCUACGGGGGCUUCACCGAGGAAUCGGGGGACGAUGAGUACAAGGGAGACCAGUCGGACAGCGAGGACGAAGUGGACUCCGACUUCGACAUUGACGAAGGGGACGACCCCAGCAGCGACCAGGACGACUCGGUGCCCAAGCGGAAGAGGAGGGUGGUCACCAAGGCCUACAAGGAACCCAUCAAAAGCCUCAGGCUGAAGAAGCCCGACGUCCCGGUUAGCAGCUCUCAGAAGACCAGGGAAGAAAGAUCAGCGCCUACAGAACUGGAAGACACGGUGGACAGCCGGAAAUAUAUGCGCCAGUCGACCACCGAACACACCCGCCAGACCUUUCUGCGCCUCCAGGAGCGCCAGGUGCAGUCCAGGCGCAAGAAGGGGGGCGGCCCCAGCUACGACAGGCCCCUGACCCAGGAGGAGCUCCUGAGGGAAGCCAAGAUCACCGAGGAGCUCAACCUGCGCUCUCUGGGCGGCUCGGCGGCUCUCAAUGAGGGGCCUGUUCCGAAGGGUUUCGAUUCUGCGUCCCCGAACGUAUUUCAUGGAAUGAGCGUUGGCCGGUGUGACGAGGAGAGCUGUUGGUCUCCCGAGUCCAAUGGAGCAGAAAUAUUUUGGAAUGCCUCUGUUCUCGCCUGCGUUUCUGACUCAAUCCGGGUUUAAAAAGCAGGAAGGAUUCCAGGAUUUAGGGCCAGGGAUUUUCUGGAUGUGUGUGUGUGUGUGUGUGAGAGAGAGAGAGAGAGAGAC